Molecule: messenger RNA, 2819 nt
Organism: Orbicella faveolata
Lineage: Eukaryota; Metazoa; Cnidaria; Anthozoa; Scleractinia; Merulinidae
Biological process (GO): replication fork processing
Cellular component (GO): Set1C/COMPASS complex
Source: RefSeq, a predicted model, not a curated record
AAAUUUCCUCCUCUAUUUUCAAGAUGGCGGCCGAGCCGCCAGCCAAGCUCGAUAACGAGUCAAGACGUUUAGUCAGCCAGAUAGUUGAACAUGUGAAGUCCCAAGGUAUAUUCGAUCAAUUCAGGCGUGACUGUAUUGAUGAACUGGAACAGAAGGAAUCUUAUCGGCAGUUGAAACAGCGGGUUGAGAGCCAUGUGGCAACGUUCUUGUCAAAACAAACAUGGACAGAUGCUCUGCCAAAAAAUCAAGUCAGAGACAGCUUGCGAAAACAUAUCAAUCAAUCAGAAGUGCUGGAGCGAGGCAUCAAACAACUUAUCGCACAGGCCUUGGAUAGCAAGGCAAAGGUGUUUCAGACCCGUAUUGAAGGUGUUGUACAGAACUAUAUUUACACAAAACAACAUCCACAAGCUCAAGAGAAACAAAAUCGCAAACAUAAGACAUUGGAUGAGAAAGAGGACAGUAAAUCAUCGAGUUCUGAUGCAAAGCACGAUGUUAUAUCCGACAUAAGCCAGCUUAUUCCAAUUCCAGGUCCACCAGCUACUGUUGCUAAGACAACGGAGGCUGCUGACAAGAAGUUGGGGGCUCAAGAAAGUACAAAGAGUGGUUCAAAAGGCUUUCAGGCAGUGAAGAAGUCUAACUCAGUGCAAGGGAAGUCUUUGUCACUUGCAGGACGAGGCGAGGAGACUAGAACUGGGAGUCCUGUCAAUGAAAGGCUCCAAGCAGACGACAGCAGCAGAGCUAAAGAAGGAAAGAGUAAGACCUCUAGAGUAAAAGCAGAAAGUUUGAGUCGAGAUGAUGGUCGCAAUUCUCCGAAAGUACAUGUAGAAGACAGCAGCCUCAAAAUGAGCAAGACAACCAGAGUGAAAGUGGAAAGCACCAGCCUUGGUGAGAAUUGUGCGCCGUCCAUGGUGGAGAACAGAAACAGUUUGAAAAAUCAAGGUGACAUUGCCAGCUUAUAUGCAGAGAAGAAUGAAAACUUGAAUCCAGUUCAUCUCUUACCAGCAGCUGAGAAAAUGGUUUUGGAAGAGAAGACUGAGAAAAUGAAUGAAAGUGAAAGUGCUGUCACUUGGGAGGCAAAGGUCAAAGUAAAAGAGGAAAAGGCCGAGACAUUUGAAAGAAAAGAACAAACAAAUUUAAGUAAGAAUCUACCACAUCAACAGAAAGAGGAAGUAAAAGCUGGAUCAGAGAUGAAGGUUUUAGAUGACUGUAUUAAACAAGAGCACGAGAAGAUUCUGUUGGAUGAAGUCCCAAAACUCGACACGGGAGCUCAAAGAAAUGAUAGCGUUCAGACAACAAAGAUGGUUGAAGAAAUACCUGAAGGACAGAGCGGAAAUGUCGUGAAGCCUGGUGUUGAUGGGGCAGUCCUAUCACAAAAUGAAAACAAAAUGCAAGAAAGCGUUGAAAGAUUGGAGCCAGUGAUGGAGCCAGCAGAAAGAGUGGAUAUGACAUUAGAUACCACAGGUGAAGAAAAAAGUGCAGCUGAAGGCGACGAGGUUACACAAAGCAGUGCUUCAGGACACAGUGGAAAGAAGGCGACUGAUCUUCCAACUGCUCUAGAUACCACUGAAAAAGCUAUUGAAGAGUCACCAUCACACGCCAAGUUAGGAAGUCUUGAGUUAAUCACCCCGAGUGAUACGUUAUCGAGGCACUCUUUGCCUAAUGAAAGCCAAGAACUCCAGUCCCAACAGAAAGAAAACCUUGUGAAAAGCGAGUCUGGUCUCGAAAAGCCGAGCUCAGUGGCUUCCUCUAUGGCACGAGAAGACUUGGGUCAGGUGUCUUCAACUGGUGAAUAUUCCGAUGGUGAAUCGGACAUUUCCGAGGUGUCAUCUGUUCACACUAGCGACUUGUCAUCAUUUGAUGGGGAGAUCAGUUCGGGGAGUGAGUCUUAUGAUGAAGAUGAUGGAACGCAAGAAGUCGACGAACCAGAGGAGCGCGAAAAACACACAGACGGAGAAAAAGAACAAGCAAACUUGCUUCAAAGCGAGCAGGAUUCCAAUACAAUGCCAAGGCGUCGUUCUACAAGAAUUAGCUCACGCAGAAGUACGAAAGAAGGUGAAAGCGAAAUCUCAGAGAAUGAAGCCAGUAGAAAAGAAAGCCGAGAUUCCUCCCGUAAACGAAGGCAUGGAGAGAAAAGAAAUAGAAAACCACGCCCUGAGAUUGUCAAAGGGCAACAGAGUGAAUUAGGUCUCGAUAAGCCUCGCAGAAGAGGUCGACCUCGCAAGGAUGAUAAGCGAACGUCUAGUAAUUCUGAUAGCCAGAUCAGGCGUUCUAGAACACAUCAUCGAGAAGAUGGUAGUACUGCAGCUGAAAGAAGUGGCAGUGAUUCCAGAGAAUCUAGGAGUACACGAUCUCAAAGACAGAUUAAACGAACUCGUUGCUAUUCGCCAAGUAGUGAAGGCACUAGAGAAGUGUUCCUGCCUCGUAAACGAAGCCGGGAUGAUCCCAUUUAGUCUCGCUAUUUCUCUUGCCACGUUUGGAGAGCAGAUGGAAUUUCUCUUCCCUCAAUUCCCUCAGGGUGUCACUAAGUAUUACUACAUUUGACAGUUACUUGAAAACCACUCAACACAUUAAAACUAGAGAAACUGUGUAUGAGGCUCCGAAUUCAUAAAAUGACCUCAGUGGCAGGCGACAUGAACCUUGAGCAACUUUUUUCAUCUUUGACUAAGAAGUAAGGCAAACCAGACUCAAAAGCGUGUACACGUGUAGUUUCUGUAAACCUGGUGGAUUUACAAUGGAAAAAUAAAGGUCUGUUAUCUUGUCAUCUGACUGGUUGCUUUUUUGCAGCAGGAAGGAGUUGGAGGCGGGGAGGUGAGUGGCAG